AUGUUUACACAGGUGAUGAUGGUGAUUGUUGAGGAUUGUGGCAUUGAUGGCAAGAAACGAGAAGGUGCUGCUGCUACAGAUGCUGGUGCUACAGAUGCUGGUGCUACAGAUGCUGCUGCUGCAGAUGCUGGCGCUACAGAUGCUGGUGCUACAGAUGCUGCUGCUACAGAUGCUGCUGCUACAGAUGCUAGUGCUGCAGAUGCUGGUGCUACAGAUGCUGCUGCUACAGAUGCUGCUGCUACAGAUGCUGCUGCUACAGAUGCUAGUGCUGCAGAUGCUGGUGCUACAGAUGCUGCUGCUACAGAUGCUGCUGCUACAGAUGCUGCUGCUACAGAUGCUAGUGCUGCAGAUGCUGGUGCUACAGAUGCUGCUGCUACAGAUGCUGCUGCUACAGAUGCUGCUGCUACAGAUGCUAGUGCUGCAGAUGCUGGUGCUACAGAUGCUGGUGCUACAGAUGCUGCUGCUACAGAUGCUGGUGCUACAGAUGCUGCUGCUACAGAUGCUGCUGCUACAGAUGCUGCUACAGAUGCUGCUGCUACAGAUGCUAGUGCUACAGAUGUUGGUGCUACUUAA
Messenger RNA from Procambarus clarkii (red swamp crayfish), 573 nucleotides. Its product is annotated as antifreeze protein Maxi-like. NCBI's taxonomy places the organism in Eukaryota, Metazoa, Arthropoda, Malacostraca, Decapoda, Cambaridae. The record is from RefSeq and is a predicted model, not a curated record.